Messenger RNA from Drosophila serrata, 1702 nucleotides. It is a transcript of the gene Rap1, whose product is annotated as RAS oncogene family member Rap1. Gene Ontology annotation, molecular function: GTPase activity; GTP binding. NCBI's taxonomy places the organism in Eukaryota, Metazoa, Arthropoda, Insecta, Diptera, Drosophilidae. Gene Ontology annotation, biological process: Rap protein signal transduction. The record is from RefSeq and is a predicted model, not a curated record. Gene Ontology annotation, cellular component: membrane.
CAAAACGCGGUCACACUCGGUAGUUGUGGGCGAAAAAAGUUGUCUAUUUGCUCCGCAUUUACGGCGUUAUCAAUCAAAAGUGCAACAAUUCGCGAGUGCCGACAGGUGAAGGGCCACGAAAAGCAGCGCGUAACGGCACAACCGCUAAUCAGGCAGCCGCAGCGAGUGCGAAACAAAGUGCGCCCUCGGUAACAGUGACCGGAGCGGAACAGGGAACAGGAGACUUCUUUUAUCGCCGCUGGGCUGAAAGCAACAAUUGAACGAACACACGCACCUCGGCGGAAAGAGCGAGCGAGAGAGGACGAGCGAGGGAGAGGCACAAACACCGACACCGACACUCACACACACUCCACAUCAACACGAGCACACACACCCCCGUACACGGCACAAAGGUUAUCAACAGCAACAACAAGAGCAACAAACUUACUUUAAAUAUAUAUAAAAUUAAAUAACAAAAAAGGGAAAAGAACAAGGAGAAAAACGUUCUAAAAGAACCACACGAAACUGCAACCGAAAAGCAAUCGCCGAACAACGCCUAAACUAGUGAUUUUUUGGAGAGAGUGGAGAGAGGAGAUAAGGAGAAACAAAUUCUGCACAACACAAAACAACACAACGGAAAAAACAGCAACAACAAAAACAACUCGCGGAGACUUGUGACUUUGUGAGGAGAGAAACCCACCUGAAAAACCUACCUGCAUUUUGGGCUAUUGACCAUUAAAAGAUAGAAGAGAAACCAUGCGUGAGUACAAAAUCGUGGUGCUGGGCAGCGGUGGCGUUGGCAAAUCGGCGCUAACAGUCCAGUUUGUCCAAUGCAUCUUCGUGGAGAAGUACGAUCCUACCAUCGAGGACAGUUACCGGAAGCAGGUGGAAGUGGAUGGUCAGCAAUGCAUGCUGGAGAUUCUGGAUACGGCGGGCACGGAGCAGUUUACGGCCAUGCGGGAUCUCUACAUGAAGAACGGACAGGGCUUCGUCCUGGUCUACUCCAUAACGGCGCAAUCGACCUUCAAUGAUCUGCAGGACUUGCGGGAGCAGAUACUGCGCGUCAAGGAUACGGAUGAUGUGCCGAUGGUGCUGGUGGGCAACAAGUGCGAUCUGGAGGAGGAGCGCGUCGUCGGUAAGGAGCUGGGCAAGAGCCUAGCCACCCAAUUCAACUGCGCCUUCAUGGAGACGUCAGCCAAAGCCAAAGUGAAUGUAAACGAUAUUUUCUAUGACCUGGUCAGGCAGAUCAACAAGAAGUCGCCAGAAAAGAAACAGAAGAAACCGAAAAAGUCCCUAUGUGUUCUGCUAUAAGACUUCCAAAACAAAACAAAACAAAAGAAAACUAAAAUCAGAAAACAGAAAACAUAAAACCGAUAACCGAAACGGAGCAGAUUUUAGAAGGGGAGAAAUUUAAGAGUAAAGUUUAAAGCAAAAGAGAUUUUUAAUUAUUUUUUGUUUCCGUUUCUCGUUUCGUUUCGAUACGUUUUUGAACCGAAUAACCCAAUCUACUUACAUAUACAAACAAGAAAAAGCUAAAAACUACUACUAAAACUAAAAGCUGACAAUGUUCUUUAACUGUUUCAACAAGUUUUUUGUAAUUAUUACCAUUUACUACUUAUUAUUAUUACUAUUAUGAUUGUACUAUUUUUCUCUGAUGAUUAACCAUUAAUGCCUACAUACAUAUAUAUGGGGAAUUAUUAUGAUAUAUACUAUACAUAUUUAA